Molecule: messenger RNA, 892 nt
Organism: Clunio marinus
Lineage: Eukaryota; Metazoa; Arthropoda; Insecta; Diptera; Chironomidae
Source: the annotation of a GenBank genome assembly
AAUCGUGAUGUGACAACUUCUUCAACAUGCAAAUAUGUCUGCACAGGGUACGAAGUUUAUUUCACUUGCUGACUAUUGUGCUAUGGGGAAUUCCGAAGUGUCGAUGAAAGAAGGAGAUGUAGUGGAACUCAAGAAGGUUGGAUGUGCAGGUUGGUGGUUCGUGAGAGUAUUAGCUGAUGACAUGGAAGGAUGGGUGCCCUGCGCAUAUCUACAAACGCCAACAGGAGUGGAAAGCAGCCUCAAAAAGCCAACGAAAUUCAAAGUUAGGAGUUAAAGUGAAUUGAAGGGCAGCUGCGACUCAAAAGAAAAAAAAAUCGAAUCAAUAACACGUAACUUUGUUGAAAUCAUUACGAAUUAUUAGGUAGCUUCUAUUUGUUGCAAUUUAUUUAAUAGUUACAAUAGCCUGCAGUAGAUAUCUGAAAUAAUUAAGCAUAAAAUAAUUAAUCUGCAGAGUAAAAGCAGGAAGGAAAUGCAAUUAAACACAUUUUGCUGUUACAUAUUUAACCUGUUCAAUAACAAUAAAGAAAUUUAUUAAAGUUAAAUGUAAUUAAUAUUCAUCUUCAUUUUAUGAUUUAAUUACAGAUCUCGUAGAAGAAAAUUGAAGAAUUAAAUCUCAAUUUAAUUAUGACAAAAAUAAUUUGUCAUAAAGACUUGUCGGGUUGAUACUAAUAAACAUUACUGAAAAAAAAGCUCGAUAAACUAUGACAUUUUUGACAUUCUUCUACUUGGUUCCUGGAACUUUUUUAUUUCUCUAAAUUAAUUUCACUCACUUAAUUUUAAUUCUCAUUCAAAGAUUAAUUUACAUGAACAUGAAAGCAAAUGUAAAUAAAAGUGUUAAGCUGUCUCACAUUAAAACCACUUAAUCUUACUUCUUAGAUAUCUGUCAAGCGAU